AUGGGUAAUAGUCAAGUUCCCUAUGUGUUCACUGAGAAAGAUAUAGUUAUUUUACAAAAGUUGACUGGUAAAUCAAAAUCGGAUAUUCAAGAAUGGUACAAUGAUUUUACAAAAAAUUGUCGAAAUGGUUAUUUAGAAUUUGAUGAAUUUCUUACUGGUUACAUUUUAACGACAGAUGGUUCAGCUCUAGACAAAAUUGGAUACGCGUUCGAUGUUUACGAUGUUAAUGAUAAUGAAGUAAUUGAGAAGAAAGAAGCUAGAAAAAUAAUUCGGUUAUUGUUUAAAAUAACAAACAUGUCCGAGAAUGAUGUUGAAAAUUAUACAGAAACCGUCAUGUUAUCGUUUGAUAUAGAUAGAGAUAAAGCUAUAUCACGGAAAGAGUUUAUUGAUGGAUGCCUAAAUGAUUCAACAUUAGGGAAAAUGAUUAGUCCGUUUCAUGUGUAUUAA
Messenger RNA from Didymodactylos carnosus, 447 nucleotides. The record is from the annotation of a GenBank genome assembly. NCBI's taxonomy places the organism in Eukaryota, Metazoa, Rotifera, Eurotatoria, Philodinida, Philodinidae.